AACACGAUCGCCGCCUGUGAAACCCUACGAUCGAUCUCGGAGACUCAGAGUCGUCUCUCUCCCUGCGCCUGUCAUCGCCGUCUGUCAUCUCCGAUUGCUUUGCCCUGCUUAAGCUGCCUCUGAUAACCAAAGAGCCAUGUCGUUUAUGAAGGGUGAUUUGCUUACGAGGACAAGAAAGCUUGUGAAGGGGUUGGCGAUGGCCGAACCUGUUUGGCUUAAAGCCAUGGAACAGGCCCCACCAGUGUCAUUUCCUCGUGCUGAUGGCAAGGUCAAACAGAUGACUCUCCCGGAGGAUGUAUAUGUAAAGAAGUUCUUCCAGAAGCAUACAGAUUCUAAAUAUGAAGAUUCUAUCAAUUUCUGUGGAUUUGAUCCAACUCCAGCCCGUGAAUUUGGUUGUCGGGUGCUUGACCUAAAGGAGCAGGGUGUUGGUGAGGAGGAAGCUAUGGCAGUGGCUGAUAUGGAAUAUCGGGCAGAAAAGAAGGCUAAAAAGAAGGCAUAUGCACGACUGAAGCAAAUCGCACGACUUCAAGGAAAGAGACCUCCUCCGAACCCCUACCCUAGUGCUAUCAAAGCGAUACAGGCUGAAGAGAGGCCGUUCGUGCGUGCCCGUUUCUUUGAUCAGAAGAUACUCCAAAUUGUAGAGAAGAUGAAAGAGGAGAGGGCGGCUGAAAUGCAAGACAGAAUGGGUGGUAGAAUGCAAUGAUAAUGUAGACAUAAUGACAUAUAUAGAGUUGUCCUUUGUUCUUUUUGAAGUUGAAUUCUAUUGAUAUCUACUGCCAGUGAUUUGUUUCCCUGGAUUUUGGUUGGAGUCUGUUUCAGGAUUGUUGCCAAUAAAAUUGUUACUGUCGGCAUGUGUGUCGAAUUUGCGGACACAUAACUCACACACCUACUCAAGUGUUGAGCGUCGUUCAGGCAUUUUGAAAGUCCAUGUUGACAUAUAUGAACUGCAUUUGAAAUGCUCAA
This is a messenger RNA of Rhododendron vialii, 963 nucleotides long. RefSeq lists its product as uncharacterized. The record is from RefSeq and is a predicted model, not a curated record. NCBI's taxonomy places the organism in Eukaryota, Viridiplantae, Streptophyta, Magnoliopsida, Ericales, Ericaceae. The transcript is spliced from 5 exons. The coding region runs from base 137 to 703 and encodes 188 amino acids.